AUGGCCAUGCUACGUCGCCGCGUGGCCGUCUUUGUCAGGCGGAGGUCCUUGUUGGGGGCCAUCGACCAUUGGGCGCUUCGUCGUCAUUGUCUUGCCGCCACACAGGGGUUGGGGCGAUCUCACACCUGCCGUUUCGUGGGCUGGGAUCCACCGGGGCCCGCUGUCGGGUGGCACGCCGCCACGUCGGGAGCGAAGGCGAGAGAGAGAGAUGCACGCGCCACGCGGGAGAGGACAGCGGCUACCUGCCAGUGGCUGCGCCCAAUGUCGAGGCCUGGCUGCGUCGGUUUGCUCAAGGACUUGCCAAGGCUGUAUUGGACUCACAAUAAUCUCACUGUCAUGGAUGUGACGCCCUUGUGGAACCACUCAUCCGAUGCUCUGUUAUAUGCUCACCAUCCUUCUCACAUGGUGGAUUUGAAUAAAUCACAGAAUCCAGAUGGUUUUAGCCAUUGUCAUGAGCUAGGCAGGAAGGCCCCUCAUUUCCUCGUCAAUGGGGUCUCAUGGGAGAAUUUGGAUGCCAAGGGCUCGAUUCCGAGGAAGCAAGUGUUCCAAACAGAUGAGGUUUUGCUAUCGCAGGUGGAUUUGAAUAAAACACAGAAUCCAGAUGGUUUUAGCCAUUGUCAUGAGCUAGGCAGGCAGGCCCCUCAUUUCCUCGUCAAUGGGGUCUCAUGGGGGAAUUUGGAUGCCAAGGGCUCGAUUCCGAGGAAGCAAGUGUUCCAAACAGAUGAGGUUUUGCUAUCGCAGGUGGAUUUGAAUAAAACACAGAAUCCAGAUGGUUUUAGCCAUUGUCAUGAGCUAGGCAGGCAGGCCCCUCAUUUCCUCGUCAAUGGGGUCUCAUGGGGGAAUUUGGAUGCCAAGGGUUCAAUUCCGAGGAAGCCUGACUCUUGCAGUGUACAGGGAAAGUCUGGUUGCCACUAUAUCAUUGAUUUAGAGAAACCAGCCACAUUGGAUUGCGGUGUACAGGGAAAGUCUGGUUGCCACUAUAUCAUUGAUUUAGAGAAACCAGCCACAUUGGAUUGCAGUGUACAGGGAAAGUCUGGUUGCCACUAUAUCAUUGAUUUAGAGAAACCAGCCACAUUGGAUGAUGAGGAUGCAGACUAUGCUAACCACAAUGGCGGUCUUUCAGAUAAUUCACAGUGUGUUCCACUGGAUAGCUCUUCUUUGAUGCGUGGUUGCUUAUGCACAGAUCAAAGCGCCCCUUAUGUUACUUCUGGUUCAGUUGGUUCCAGUGAUACUCCAGACAGUCAUUCACCUGCCAUAACAAAGAAUACAGCAUCUGGACGCAUGUUUAUCGAUCUGAAUGUAGCCCAGGAGGAUGAUUUUAAUUUUUGUCCUGAUCCCUCCAAAUUGGUGUGUUCUACUUCAACUGGUUCUGCUACAAGACAGUCUGGAGGUUUUUGCAACAAUUCGAGCAAAACAUUCCUCAAAGGAAGUGAAUGUAGUAUCGGAUCAUCGAAAGGAUCCUCUGGAACAGUCGCCACGACUAUCACUGUUCCAGAUAGUUCAAGGGAAGUGUUGGCUGCAGGUGUAUUUCGUGAUUUCCAGAGCCACAAGCCUUUCUUUAUGGAAACAUCAACUCCACUUCCCAGAAAAAAUACCCGUCAUCUGAUGAUUUCCAGAUUGGAGUCUCAGGGUUGUAUGGAAAUGGAAGUACCACGGAAAGAAUUUUCAGUUCGUUCCAGCGGUGAAAAUAAUUCUUAUUCAGGUUUAACUAAACUGGGAGGCGGCCAAGUCACAAAUUUAAUGGGACAAGUACAAGCAGCUGUUGUUGUACAUAGGGAUAACCAAGAGGAAACUAUAACAGUAAUAUCUGAUCACAAAGUGGAAGGCUUUGACCUAAAUGUAGCAGUUGAGAGCACUGAUUUUCCAGCAAAUUUUGAAAGCAGUUAUUUAAGGCAACAUGUAAAUAAUGAUGGCAGACAUUGUUUGGCUCAGAAUGAGGCUCAGCAAAAUAUUGCUCCCAUUGAAUGUCCAGUUGUUAGAAACCAGAACAUGGCUGUUAAGAGCACGGAUGGUGAGGAUGUACAGAGUCCAGUUUCUGGAAUUGCAAUUAACAGAUCUGUUGUGAUCCCGGAAACUCCUCAAGGUCGCGACUAUGCAUGUCCACGAUCGAGAUCGUCAUGUAAUGCAGCAUCAGUUGCGCCUGAAGCUGUCAGCUUUGAUGAAACGGAGAUGGGAGAGUUCGAAAAAAGUGCUGCUACAGCAGCUGAGACACUUGUUUCCAUGUUUGCGAGCAACUCUGCAUGGUUGACAGAUGGCCCUGGAAGCAAUGGUGAAACAUACGCUGAGGAUGCAACACAGGAACCUGCACCUUCAUUGAAUUCUUUUGAGGAAAGCAUACUGAGCCUAGAGGAGAUGAAAGAUGAUGGGGAAUCGGUCCCAGUGAGAGCACCCGACAACGAUGGGCUUUCGUGUGGGAUUAAGCUGAAGAGAGGGAGGGGGUUGAGAGAUUUCCAGAGGGAAAUAUUGCCUGGGCUUGUGUCCCUGGCGAGGCAUGAGAUAUGUGAUGACUUGCACUCCAUAGGAUACGAAAUCAGGAAAACUCGGUCACGGAGAAGCCCUGGUGAUGAGGGUAGUCCACCAACACGAAUACGACUGCCUAGGCGUUGUUCUACCGCAUGGAACCGAUGA
Miscanthus lutarioriparius is the source of this 2628-nucleotide messenger RNA. Lineage: Eukaryota; Viridiplantae; Streptophyta; Magnoliopsida; Poales; Poaceae. The record is from the annotation of a GenBank genome assembly.